AUGAGUUUUGUUGAGUACGGAGACACGAUAAAGGAUGGGGACACGGCUAUUGUGUUCCUGGGCCACGAGUCCAUGUUUCCUGUGAAAGUCCAGCAGGGCGCAGUCACCCAGACCAAGUACGGGGUCAUCAGGCACUCCUCGGACCUCAUCGGCAAGAGGUACGGCUCCAAGGUGACCUGCAGCAAGGGAGGGUGGGUGUUUAUCCUUCACCCAACCCCAGAGCUCUGGACCAUGAACCUGCCGCACCGGACGCAGAUUCUGUACUCCACGGACAUCUCCAUCAUCACCAUGAUGCUGGAACUGAAGCCAGGCUCCAUAGUGUGCGAAUCAGGCACAGGCAGUGGCUCCCUGUCCCACGCUCUCAUCAGGACGGUGGCUCCCACCGGGCACCUCUACACCGUGGAGUUCCACCAGCAGCGGGCAGAGAAGGCCAGGGAGGAGUUUCGGGAGCACGGGGUGGAGCAUCUGGUCACCGUCACCAACCAGGACGUCUGCAAGAGCGGCUUCGGCGUCUCCAGCGUCGCAGACGCCGUGUUCCUGGAUAUUCCUUCUCCGUGGGAAGCCAUAGGACACGCCAAGUCGGCGCUAAAAGCCGAAG
Messenger RNA from Mesitornis unicolor (brown roatelo), 598 nucleotides. RefSeq names its product tRNA methyltransferase 61 homolog A (S. cerevisiae) (gene TRMT61A). The transcript is spliced from 2 exons. The annotation marks the transcript as partial. Gene Ontology annotation, biological process: tRNA methylation. Lineage: Eukaryota; Metazoa; Chordata; Aves; Mesitornithiformes; Mesitornithidae. The record is from RefSeq and is a predicted model, not a curated record. Gene Ontology annotation, cellular component: nucleus; tRNA (m1A) methyltransferase complex.